Messenger RNA from Orycteropus afer afer, 1584 nucleotides. The record is from RefSeq and is a predicted model, not a curated record. Lineage: Eukaryota; Metazoa; Chordata; Mammalia; Tubulidentata; Orycteropodidae.
AUGAACCGGCUGUACGAUUCGAUGGAACCAAGAGUGAUGGAUGAUGAACUGCUCAAGCUGGCCGUGGCAGAGCAGGGCCCCCGUGAGGAGGCUGGGCAGCUGGCCAAGCAGGAGGGCAUCCUCUUCAAGGAUGUCCUGUCUCUACAGCUGGACUUUCAGAACAUCCUCCGGAUAGACAACCUCUGGCAAUUUGAGAACUUGAGGAAGCUGCAGCUGGACAAUAACGUCAUUGAGAGGAUUGAGGGCCUGGAAAACCUCAUACAUUUAGUCUGGCUGGAUCUGUCCUUCAACAACAUUGAGACCAUUGAGGGGCUGGACACACUGGUGAACCUGGAGGACUUGAGCUUGUUCAACAACCGCAUCUCCAAGAUUGACUCCCUGGAUGCUCUGGUCAAGCUGCAGGUGCUGUCACUGGGCAACAAUGAGAUCUUCAACAUGAUGAAUAUCAUCUACCUGCGGCGGUUCAAGGACCUGCGGACACUCAGCCUCUCUGGAAACCCCAUCUCAGAGGCAGAGGAUUACAAGAUGUUUGUCUGUGCCUACCUUCCUGAUCUUGUGUACCUGGACUUCCGGCGUAUUGAUGACCUCACGGCAAAGGUGGCAGAGAUCAAGUACCAGUAUACCAUCGAUGAGCUGAAACACCGUGAGACCCUAACACAGGCCCAGCAGGAGGAGGCGCGGGCCCAGAGGGAGGAGCUGGAGGUGCAUAAGGCUGGGUUCAUCGAACACUUCAACAGCUCCUUCCUGUUUGACAGCAUGUAUGCUGAGGAUACGGAGGGCAAUAAGCUGGCCUGUCUGCCUGGCGUCAGCGAGCUCCUCGAAGCAUAUCCUUUCAACUACAAGGACAAAUUUGUCAUCAUCUGCCUGAAUAUUUUUGAGUAUGGCCUGAAACAGCAGGAGAAGCGCAAAGUGGAGAUUGACACUUUCAAUGAGUGCAUACAAGAAGCUAUCCGGGAGAACCAGGAGCAGGGCAAACAGAAGAUCAUUGAAUUUGAGGAGAAGCAUCUACAGAACUUAAGUGCUAUUCGAGAGGAGUCCGAAAUGCCUGUUAUUGAGAUGAAGAUAGUGGAGUGUGGCGAGGACAUCACUCAGCUGUUCAAUGUGCUCAUGACCCUGGAACUGCAGCUCGUGGAGCAGCUGGAGGAGACAAUAAACAUUUUUGAAAGGAACAUCAUUGACUUGGUGGGACUUUUUAUCGAAAAUGUCCAAAGCCUCAUGGCUCAGUGCCGGGACCUAGAGAAUCACCACCACGAGAAGCUCCUAGAGAUCUCCAUCAACACCCUUGAGAAGAUUGUCAAAGGCGAGCUCGAUGAAGACUUGCCUGAUGAUGUUCGCACGCUUUUUGUCGACAAAGACACAAUUGUCAAUGCUGUUGGGGCAUCACAUGACAUCCACCUCCUGAAGAUUGACAACCGGGAGGAUGAGCUAAUCACAAGAGUCAACUCUUGGUGCACACACUUAGUGGACAAGAUUCAUACAGAUGAAAUCAUGAGGAACCGCAAACGUGUGAAGGAGAUCAAUCAGUACACUGACCACAUGCAGAAUGAGCUGGAUAAUCUGGAGUUCGGCGACAUUCUCGAUUAG